Molecule: messenger RNA, 664 nt
Organism: Vigna unguiculata (cowpea)
Lineage: Eukaryota; Viridiplantae; Streptophyta; Magnoliopsida; Fabales; Fabaceae
Product: UvrABC system C protein
Source: RefSeq, a predicted model, not a curated record
AGUUUGCCCAAGAAAUGUGAUAUAAAUGGAGCUCAAAGGUUAGUUUUCACCCUUAGCCCCUUUUUCAGAUUCUCCCAUCUCAAUCCAUAACGAUCUCUCAUAUCAAGUUUGAAGCUGAGAAUUAAACAUGGCGAAUUUCAUGCAAAGGGUUGUCUCUUACGUCGUGAACGAGGUGGUUGUCAAUGGGCUUGCCAACAGCCCAGCAUUUCAGAGGUUUGCAGUGAGGACAUCAAGAAGAAUUGAAGAUAUUUCUAUCAAAGUUAAUCAGAAGAAGCAGGAGCUAAUGGAACAGGCCAAGGACCUGUCGGAGGACAUCUCGGAGUCAUUCAAGAAGAGGCCGUGAUUAUGGUGUUCUAAAGUUGAUGGACUCGUGUUCUCUGUAAAUUUGUUUAGGGACAAUAAUUUUGGUUCUUAAUUCGCGAUCCCAAAGUUGGGAUGUAAAUGUUAGGUUUCUUCCAGUUUGAUGGGUGAGCUGAGAACUUUGAUUGGUGAACUGAGAACUGGAUUAGGAUAUUACUGCUAGGUUAUACUUUCACCGAACAUUAUUUUUCCUUCCUUUUGAAACUAUUGAAGACUGAUGGUUAUUACAAAAUAGUAUUUUGCAUUUUUUAGUAUGUGCUGUUUGGACUGUAUUGACAUGAAAUAUGCAAGAGUUGUAGCAGCU